AUGGCCUCUGUUCGUUCGACGGAGAAGGCCAUGAAAAAAGGGGGAAGUGGUUGUACGCUAGCUGCAAAUUUAAAGCUAGAUGGAAAACCAAAAGUGGAUUCGUUUAAUAAUAAAGACGGUUUAUCAAUAAAGACAUACUCAUGGCAAGUUAAGGACCCCCAAGGUAUUAUGUUUUUAGUGCAUGGUUUAAAUACGCAUGUAAGAUUAGAGUAUUUAAGGCAUAAUGUGGAAAUAGAAGGAAAUAAUGAAAGAGCUGUAUUGAAAGAUGCUGACAAUUAUUACAUAUACAAAGGUAGUUGGAUAGAGCAUUUAAAUAAACAGGGUUACUCAGUAUAUGGUUUAGAUUUACAAGGACAUGGCCAAUCGGAUGGAUGGAAAAAUUUAAAGACGAAUGUAAAAAAGUUCGAUGAUAUAGUAUAUGAUGUAUUACAAUAUAUUAAUAGAGUACAUGAUACGUUAUGUUUAUCACAUAAAAGAGGUACUAAUGGAUCUAUUCAUGAUAAUAUUACUAAUACAAAAAUUCCACCAUUUUAUAUUAUGGGUCUAUCUAUGGGGGGUAACAUAGUUUUAAGAAUUUUAGAAAUUUUAGGUAAAUCAAAAGAUAGUAAUAAUAAAUUAAAUAUACGAGGUUGUAUAUCAUUAGCUGGUAUGAUAUCAAUAGACGAGUUAGCAACAAAAGCAUCAUAUAAAUAUUUUUAUAUCCCUUUUUCAAAAUUUUUUGCUACCUUUUUUCCAAGUUUAAGAAUUAGUCCCACAUUACAUUUUAAAAAAUUUCCAUAUAUUAAUGACAUUUUUCACUUUGAUAAAAAUAGAUAUAAUAAAGCUAUAACAUGUAAACUAGGUUAUGAACUUUUAAGUGCAAUAGAAAAUUUAAAUAACGAUAUGGUACACUUACCUAAAAAUAUACCAAUACUCUUUAUACAUUCAAAGCAAGAUAGUGCUUGUUUCUUUGGAGGGGUUCAAACAUUUUAUAAUAAAAUUGAUUCAGAUAAAAAAGAAUUACACAUUUUAGAAGAUAUGGAUCAUGUGUUAACAAUGGAACCGGGCAAUGAACAAGUCUUAAAAAAAGUCAUUGAGUGGCUUUCGAAUGUUUCUUAA
Messenger RNA from Plasmodium malariae, 1098 nucleotides. Its product is annotated as lysophospholipase, putative. Gene Ontology annotation, molecular function: lipase activity. The coding region runs from base 1 to 1098 and encodes 365 amino acids. Gene Ontology annotation, cellular component: membrane. The record is from RefSeq and is a predicted model, not a curated record. The transcript has a single exon. NCBI's taxonomy places the organism in Eukaryota, Apicomplexa, Aconoidasida, Haemosporida, Plasmodiidae.